UGAAAGAAGGGGGUGGAGAUGACAGAACCUGCAAGAACUUUGACAAAAUCAGAAGGAAUUUCCUGGCAAAAGCAAUAGUUUCUCAACUGACCAUCAUCCCCUCCUCUUCCUAGAGGAAGUUCUUAGUAACUUUCGAUAUCCUUUGACUAAAUUGCUUUCAGACCUGGCGUGAAGUAGAACAAGGGGAGCAAAUCUGAGCGGUCAUGGCUGAUAAAGAUACCAAGAAAAAUCCAUUAAAGGCUUUUGAAUUACUGGGAAAGGACAUAAUCAACAGUUUUUUGGAUGAUUUGCUGGAAAAGAAUAUACUGAAGUUGGAGGAAGAUGAAGAAGAGAAGUACCGUGAAGCUCAAGCUGAAGCCAAAGCUGAAAAGAAAGCGAAGGUCCUGAUAAAUUCUUUGACUCGGACAGCCCGCUCCGCAGGGCAAGUGUUGGCCAAAAGCCUGCUUAACAAAGAUGAACAGGAUGACAGUGAUGAGGAGUCACUACCUGCUGCUUCUGCAGCAAGCCGGGCCAUGUCAGCUAAGCCCAUGGGUACACUAAAGCUUUGCUCUCCAGAAGAUUUCCAAAGGCAGAGGAAAGAGAGGGAAGCAGAGAUAUAUCCGGUGAAGGAGAAGGAAGGCCGUACAAGAUUGGCUCUCAUCAUCUGUAACAUAGAAUUUGAACAUCUCUCUGAGAGGACCGGGGCUGAACUUGACAUUGAAAGGAUGAAAAUCCUUCUUGAAGAGCUAGGAUACAGUGUGACUACUAUAAAGAACCUCACAUCUUUGGAAAUGAAGUCAGCUCUGAGAGAGUUUGCUGCCCGUCCUGAGCACAAAUCAUCUGAUAGCACUUUUGUUGUGUUCAUGUCUCACGGUAUUCUGGAUAGAAUUUGUGGGAAAAAUCAUCAGACAGAAAAGCCAGAUGUGCUUGCUUAUGAUACCAUAUUCCAAAUUCUAAACACUAAGAAUUGCAUCAAUUUGAAAGACAAACCCAAGGUCAUCAUAAUCCAAGCUUGUCGCGGGCUAAACCCUGGCGCUGUGUGGGUGAGUGAUGCCCCAGAAAUUGCUGAAGACAGUCAAAGUCAACUGCAAGUUUUUGAGGAUGACUCUGUCCGGAAGGCUCAUUUAGAAAAAGACUUCAUUACUUUCUGCUCCUCAACUCCACAUAAUAUUUCUUGGAGAGACACUGAAAAUGGCUCCAUCUUCAUUACAGAGCUCAUCCAUUCUUUCCAAAAGUAUUCUUGGUGUUACCACAUAGAAGAAAUUUUCCGAAAGGUUCAGAAUGCAUUUGAAACUCCCAUUAAAGCCCAAAUGCCCACCAUUGAAAGACUGUCUAUGACCAGAUAUUUCUACCUCUUUCCAGGCAAUUAA
Phascolarctos cinereus (koala) is the source of this 1349-nucleotide messenger RNA. Its product is annotated as caspase-13-like. Gene Ontology annotation, biological process: regulation of inflammatory response; regulation of apoptotic process; proteolysis. Gene Ontology annotation, cellular component: NLRP3 inflammasome complex; IPAF inflammasome complex; AIM2 inflammasome complex. Gene Ontology annotation, molecular function: cysteine-type endopeptidase activity. NCBI's taxonomy places the organism in Eukaryota, Metazoa, Chordata, Mammalia, Diprotodontia, Phascolarctidae. The record is from RefSeq and is a predicted model, not a curated record.